AUGCCACGCCCCUGCCUCAAGUUCGCCAUGGCGUCGUCCACCGGGGUCUCUCCAACUGAAAUAGCAACGGCUCUUCAGACUCUGACACCAGACGAAGCGAAAGAGCUGUUCUUCUACCUCAAGGUACCGCUGCACUCUCUCAACAGUGUCCCUACCAACCAGUCGGGUAACAUGGCCAAGAUCUCCUACAUCCAGCUGUGGUAUGACAACGAUCACGAUACGAGUUGGGACAGGAUCGUGGAUGGUCUUCAACGAAUCGAGAAGAAGACUUUGGCUAUUAGACUUGCCUCUCAGUACUGUACCAGGACUCUGACAUCGGCUGAUAAUUUCACCCUCGACCUCCCCUCCUCUCCAGUGUCAACCCUAGAAGCGAGUGCUCUUGCAACCAGUGGGUUAUCUCCCACAGAGCCCUCCCUCAACCCCGUAGCACGUCCGUCAACCCUAGAAGCGAGUGUUCUACCAACCAGUGGGUCAUCUCCCACAGAGCCCUCCCUCGGCCCCGUAGCACGUCCCUCCUCCCCCUUUGACAGGGUGUCGGAAGUCAGAGCCGAGAUCGACCGACUCAGUGACACCUUCUCAGACCUCGUGUCUGACACGAGAGACGAAAUGUGCAUCAGAGCAAGUGUGGAACCUCCAUUUCUCAACAAGUUCCGCGAUCGUCUCUUAGAUCUUCCUGUUGCACAAAAAGCGCCUCACACCAAAUUUUUCCGGGACAAUGAAGACGACUUUCUAAAAGCUGUAAAUAUGCACAAAAUAUUUGCCAUUCUCAGGCGCUACUCCAACUACAGAAACUAUGCAGUACUGCGAGAGGUUGUCAGAAAAUUCAAUUCAACCAUGCUCCAGCAAAGAAUGAAUGACUAUAUCAAGUCCCUUGAACAUUUUGAGAAAGCUACAGCAGUAGAUGUCUACCUGAGAGCUAUUGAAGCUAGUGAUGUUCUCUGUGCGGAAUUCACCAAGAUGAUCGUAAAAAUCGACAAGCCAGCACCUGAGUGCACACUCUACGAUAUUCGUAAGAAAACGGAAGAAAUUACGGAAAGAGCUUCUCUCCAGUCGUACAGUGUGUACAUUGGGCCUGUACUGGAGGGUUCAGUUGUGCUGGCGCUGGGGUUCCCUGCCAACUGUGUAGGGUGGAUACUUGGAGCCCUGACUCCCGCCUUCCUAGCCACACAUCUCCUGUCUGACGUGGUCCUCGAUCAACAACCCCUCUCAAUCCUCAACUGGCAUCAGGAGAAUCUGAAUGAUGAGCUUCUUGUUGCAAGUAAAGAAGGAGAUGUAGUUGCUGUCGCAUCACUCCUAAACAGUUGAGCCGAUAUUCACUCUCAAGGCAAUUACUUAUUGUCUCCCCUGAGCUGUGCCGGUCGAUAUGGUCAUUUACAAGUGGUGCGCCUCCUACUUUCAAGAGAUACUAAUCUGGAUUAUGGAGAUGAGGACGGAUGGACACCUCUGAUGUACGCCUCGGCCAAUGGUCACUCUGAAGUAGUGAAGGAACUGAUAUCUCUUGGAGCGAAUGUUAACACUCAAGACAACAGAGGGGACUCUGCGGUCAUCAUUGCAGUACUGGAGGGGUAUCGAGAUACUCUGGCACUCCUAGUAAAUGCAGGCAGUGAUCUCAACCUCCAAAACCACGGAGGCCUGACUGCUCUAAUGAUAGCAGUCAGAUACGGUAGACGGACGAUGAUCAGAACCCUACUAAAAGGAGACCUUGACUUACAGGAACAUACUGGGGGAUGGUCAGCUCUCCACUUCUCAGCUGAAAAUGGAGACCCAGCUAUAACAUCUGCUCUUGUCUCGUCAGGGGCUAAUGUCCACCUUCCAGAUAAGAAUUUCUUGACACCUCUCGUGAUUGCUGCAAUGAAACUAAACUAUGAAGACUCUAGGCUCAUGCCAGAAUGGUCUGCAUACUACAUGAAUGACUAUAGAGGAGAGAGAGACUAUGGUAGAGUCUUAUGGCUGCUAGAAAGGAGCUUCAUACCCAUCCCCACACCAGCUCAUCAACCAGUCACAGACCGUAGAAAGGUUAAACAGAGGCCUCUGGACAAGGAUUGGAAAGCAGAAGAAACACCAAGCCUAAGGAAUUAAUUGUAAAAGGAACAGGAACAUAAUUAUUGUAUGAUUUCAUGAUCAUUUUUUGCUUGGUGCGCAGGCAAGGGUUAUUGUCUCUCCAUAUGUCCAUAUAUAGCUGCCUGUCCUUGUC
Geodia barretti is the source of this 2194-nucleotide messenger RNA. The record is from the annotation of a GenBank genome assembly. Lineage: Eukaryota; Metazoa; Porifera; Demospongiae; Tetractinellida; Geodiidae.